AUGGAAGAAAUUGAAUUGAAUAAUGAUGAAUUAAGGAAUAAAACAUGUAAUUUAGAUGGCGACCCUAAGGUAGGUUGGUUACGUAAUAAAAAUGGUUUACUUUUAAAAACAUAUGGAUGGUUAGUUAAAAAUGCUAUAGGAAAUAUAUUGUUAAUACAUGGAUACAAAGUUAAUACUCAAUUAACUUUUAUGAGAACAAAUUUGAAAACGCCAACUAACAAUGAAAACUUAGUAAUAAACAGUAAUAAUUGCUAUAUUUAUAAAGAUAGUUGGAUUGAAAAUUUUAAUAAAAAUGGCUAUUCAGUAUAUGCAUUAGAUUUGCAAGGACAUGGGGAAUCACAAGGAUGGAAAAAUGUAAGAGGCGAUUUUAGUUGUUUUGAUGAUCUAGUUGAUGAUGUAUUACAAUAUAUGAAUCACAUUCAAGAUGAAAUUUCAAAUGAUAAUCAAACGAUUGAUAAAUCUCAUAGUAUAGUAACAACAAAAAAAAAACUUCCUAUGUAUAUUAUUGGGUAUUCGAUGGGAGGAAAUAUUGCUUUAAGAAUGUUACAAGUAUUAAGGAAAGAAAAAGAAGAUAGAAUUAAGGCGUUGAAUUCAAAUAUCUAUAAAAAUAGUAAUAUCAUUUUAGACAACUCUACUAAUGUUAAUGAAACUGAAAAUGAUAUGCAUAAUAUGAAUAAUGCUAAUGGUUAUUAUUCUGAUAAUUCCUGUGCCAGCAGUUCUGCUACGAAAAAUGGUGUUGCUAUUGAUAGUGACAAAGAUGAAGGAUUUUAUGAUUGUUUAGAUAAAUUCAAUAUUAAAGGUUGCGUAUCUUUAUCUGGUAUGAUAAGAAUAAAAUCAAAAUUGGAUCCUGGAAACAAAUCAUUUAAGUAUUUUUAUUUACCUCUAGCAACCUUCCUGUCUUUUGUCUUACCUCAUAUAGCGAUUUCAUCAGAAUCACGUUAUAAAAAGUCCGGAUAUUUUGCUAACAUAUCUAAACAUAAUAUAUUUCGAAAUAUUAAUGGAAAAAAAUAUAAAACGAUGUCUAAAUUUAUAAAAGCAACGAUCACAUUGGACUAUAAUAUUAAUUAUAUACCAAAAGAUAUUCCUUUAUUAUUUGUGCAUUCAAAAGAUGAUAGUAUUUGUUCAUAUGAAUGGGCAGUUUCGUUUUAUAAUAAAUUAAAUGUUAAUGAUAAAGAAUUUCAUGUUGUUGAUGGUAUGAAGCACGAUACAACGACAAAGCCAGGAAAUGAAGAGAUUUUAAAAAAAAUUAUUAAUUGGAUUAGUAAUUUAAGAACCAAUGGUGAAGAUGAAAUAGAAGAUAAAUAA
Messenger RNA from Plasmodium vinckei vinckei, 1305 nucleotides. RefSeq names its product lysophospholipase, putative. Lineage: Eukaryota; Apicomplexa; Aconoidasida; Haemosporida; Plasmodiidae. Bases 1 to 1305 code for a protein of 434 amino acids. Gene Ontology annotation, cellular component: membrane. Gene Ontology annotation, molecular function: lipase activity. The record is from RefSeq and is a predicted model, not a curated record. The transcript has a single exon.